UGCGUGGGAAAUACGUGACUUGAAGCAACAGGAUUAUAUUUAGUUUUUCUGAGAGGUGUAGGCUCAGUUUUAGGCUCCCAUGCCUGUUGGGCUAUUGUGUUGGAUGGAAAGCUGCACGGGGGGGAGGAGGAGAGGGCGAGUAGAUAAGAGGGAGAAGUGGUUUAUUGGCUGGCUGCUGCCACUAAACCCUAUUUUUUUUCAACCAGAAAACAAGAGGACUUGUCGUUUGUGUUACAGGCCGUAAAGCAACAACAUCGCAACCCCGGGAGCAACGGGAGAGGACAUGGUAAUCGUGGAUCGGGCCCGUAUUUCUAUUCUGCAGCGCCUACUCCGAGCUCAUUGAGUCGGUAACCAGCGUCCGACAUGGGGAAGGAGGUAAACGGUGUUUCACGGAGCCGGUUUGAGAUGUUCACAAAUAGUGACGAGGCAGUCAUCAAUAAGAAGUUGCCUAAGGAGCUGUUGCUACGAAUUUUUUCCUUUCUGGAUGUGGUGACACUCUGUCGAUGUGCCCAGGUCUCACGGUCCUGGAAUGUCCUGGCCUUGGACGGCAGCAACUGGCAGCGAAUCGACCUCUUUGAUUUUCAGAGGGACAUUGAGGGUCGGGUGGUGGAGAAUAUUUCAAAGCGAUGUGGGGGCUUCCUUAGAAAACUGAGCUUAAGGGGUUGCCUGGGUGUUGGUGACACUGCCUUGAGGACUUUUGCACAGAACUGCAGAAAUAUUGAGCUACUUAGCUUGAAUGGCUGCACCAAGAUUACUGACAGCACGUGUAAUAGUCUCAGUAAGUUCUGUCCAAAGUUAAAGCACCUGGACCUUGCCUCCUGUACCUCAAUCACCAACCUGUCUCUUAAAGCUCUCAGUGAAGGUUGCCCUUUGCUGGAGCAGCUGAACAUUUCCUGGUGUGAUCAGGUCACAAAGGAUGGCAUCCAAGCUCUGGUGCGCUCCUGUCCCGGACUCAAAGGCCUCUUCCUAAAGGGCUGCACACAGCUUGAAGACGAGGCUUUGAAGCAUAUCGGCACACACUGUCCAGAACUGGUUACUCUCAACCUGCAGACAUGUUCACAGAUCACCGAUGAUGGCCUCAUCACUAUUUGUCGAGGUUGCCACCGUCUGCAGUCUCUGUGUGUGUCGGGUUGUGCCAAUAUUACAGACGCCUUCUUGCAUGCCCUGGGACAGAACUGCCUGCGUCUCAGAAUAUUAGAAGUGGCUCGCUGCUCUCAGCUUACAGAUGCUGGCUUUACUCCAUUAGCAAGGAAUUGCCAUGAACUUGAGAAGAUGGAUUUAGAAGAAUGUGUACAGAUCACAGAUGUAACUUUGAUCCAGUUGUCCAUUCACUGUCCCAGGCUGCAGGUCCUGAGUCUGUCUCACUGUGAGCUGAUAACAGACGACGGCAUCAGGCACCUCGGCAGCGGCCCCUGCGCUCACGACCGCCUGGAGGUGAUCGAGCUGGACAACUGCCCCCUCAUCACAGAUGCCUCUCUGGAGCACCUGAAAAGCUGCCAUAGUCUGGACCGCAUCGAGCUUUAUGACUGCCAGCAGAUUACCCGCGCAGGCAUUAAAAGACUACGGACUCAUCUGCCUAACAUCAAAGUACAUGCGUACUUCGCUCCUGUCACUCCGCCCCCCUCCGUCGGGGGCAGCCGUCAGAGGUUCUGCCGCUGCUGCAUCCUGCUAUGAUGCAAAGACAAGCACCCCCUCUCCUCCCGCAACCUCCCGACUCGGCGUGUUCCUCCCCCCACCCAACGCCACAGCGUCUCAUCUUCUACAGAAAAAGGAUACAGAAAACUUCAUGCUGGUGUGCCCGCUCUGCUUUCUUCUUUUCGGAGCUCCAGAGAACGACGGAGCACCAAACAGGAUUCAAGAUUCUGGAUGAACUUCUCUAGAAACAAUUUUGAGUCCCAAAUCAUACACGGUUAACACGAACAUCGGUGGGCACAUCAGUAUUAUUAAGAGGGGCUGUGUGAAUAACAGCUGUGUUCAUCCAUGCUACAAGAUUUUCCUUUCAAUCAAAUGAAGUAUGGACAAUUUAACCCCCCACCAAGUCAAGCUGAGGAUUUUCACAAAGAUCCCCUCCUCCCAGUUUUUCCCCUUGGUUUCAAAGGUCUCUCAAAAGCUACCUCUAAACAGGAACUGCACUUGAGUAAGACCAGCGCUUACUGAUUAUUUCAAAAUAAAAGCAGCAGUGACAUAGCUGAAAAACUGCCAACACCUCCAACAAACACACACAGCAGCAGAGAGCAAUUAUUUUCGUUCCUUUUAAGAAUAUCAGCAGCCAUUUGCACUUUCAAUGAAAAAGAGAAACAAUAAUCAGACAUUUUACUAACAAACGCUGGCGCUCACGGCCGUUGUCCUCUCACCUCUCUCUGUUACAAUCAGGCGCUUCAAGAUACUGAAGAGAAUAGAAACAAAAGUUGAAAUAUUUUUCUAGAACUCAGACUCACAUGUCGGGACUUAAGAAGAUGCCAAAUGUUGCAUGUAACUCCUCCUAGUCCUUUUUUUAAUAAAAAAAAAAAAGUGUAAAUAUAUAGGACUGCGAGUUGAAGCCAGCUAAGGAGCAGCAACAGGACAGUGACGUAAGUUGUGGGUGGAAACAUCCACCCAUCAGAGGAAGCUCCAGCAAAGUCAGAGCAUGCUCGUUUACACACUGAUCUGCUGGGGAGUUUCAGCCAGAUCUCUGAUUUGCUGGCUUGUUACAGCUUAUGUUAACAACAAACUUUUCUUUUUUCGUCCCCCGCCCCGAGUAGAAGUGUAAAAAUAAGACCCAACAUCACUACUGGAAUUCAAGCUGAAGGACAAUGGAAAGAUAAAGCCAACUUGAAAAAAAAAAACAAUCCUAGAUUGUCUUCUUUCAGUUAGUUUGAGUUCACUGAGUUGCUUUUUCUUUUACCUGGAGGACUAAGGAAGCGGUAGGGGUCGAGAGCCUCAGCUCCUCAGAGGCCCUGCAGGGAUUCCUCCGGCCGUCUGGGACGAGCGACCUUGAAGCCGCUCUAAGAGAAAGCUGACUGAAUCUGAGACCUGCAGUGGCGGAGCUUCUAAAGGACUUCAGCUCCGUGGCCCUUUGAAGUAUUGAAGCCUUUUCUUAUGAAUCGCCCUGUCCUGCUCUCACACCUGCUUCAUUCUAUCGCUUUAUAUAAAUGUUUUUUUUUUUUUCCCCUCCUGGCUGUAAUUUCCUCUGAGUCUUUCCUCUCUUUGUUUUGCUGUGGUUUGGAUUCUGUCUCCGUUGUGUUUGAAGCCAUGAGUCCCGUCUCGGCGGAAUGAGUUUAAGCCCAAUUUCCAAUCCCGGUUUUGAUCUGAUGGAGUUUGUUUUCAUUAAGUUUGUUACUAAAUGUGUAGCAUUUGUCCGUGGGAAGUUUUGGCAUCAGUGCAAUUGUACUUUUUAUUUUUUAAGCCACAUAUAAGUUGAGGUUAAUGGCUAUUAUUGCUGAAUGUUUUAAUCGAGGAGAAGGAUCUUAUUGCAACAGAAUGAUUCUCAUUUCCACCCACAAGCAUUCUUUAUUUGCCUUGUUUUGAGAAAUAGAAAUCCUUUACUCAAUGUUCUCUGCCUAAAUGCUUCAAGCAAAGUGACAAAUAAGGAUAUUUGUAAAAAAAUUUAAUGUGCGUUGCAACAAUUUGGCAUUUGCCAAAUCCAAAAUUAGGAUUCUGUUCAGUGUAAAUUUUAAAAUUUUUUUGGGAAGGGGCUUUACAAGAGUAUUUAUAAAGAGAGGAGUAGGAAAAGUUUGGAAAAGGUGACCGACUCUGUCUUUGUGCUCCCAAAGACAAGACUUUUAUCUGGGAUGUAACACCUGCUUGUCCUCAAGUUCACCAGUGCAGCUAAUGGCGACGUGCUUUCAACCUGCUCCCGAGCGUUUCAUGUGUAUUAAAGAAUAUGUCAUUUGAUGCUUCAGAAAAAAAAAAGAAAAACACUACAAGUUCCACCUUGAACUUAUUUUCCAGAGCAGUAUCAAACUCUUAUCUUUAUAUCGGCGCUCUAUAUCCCCUGGUUUACAUGGAAGUUGGAGCCAUCACGCUCCGGUUCUGUUUGUCUAAUGCACGUUUUGUCCUAAACACUGGAGACAGGUUAAGGAGAAAGGCAGAAGAAGCUGAAUCAACAGUGUCUGUGUCGGAGGCAGAAGAUUUGACACCUCAGAAACAUAAAAAAAAAAAAAAAAAACAGGAGUUUUGGAAGUGACUGUAGUUCAUAUAUUUACUGUAAAUCUUUUCCUUUUUUCUUUCUUUUUUUAUAAUUAACCAAUAUAAAGAAAUAUGUAUGUAUGAAUAAAUAUAUACCUAUAUUAUUAA
Messenger RNA from Poeciliopsis prolifica (blackstripe livebearer), 4275 nucleotides. It is a transcript of the gene fbxl20, whose product is annotated as F-box and leucine-rich repeat protein 20. The transcript has 15 exons. The record is from RefSeq and is a predicted model, not a curated record. Gene Ontology annotation, cellular component: SCF ubiquitin ligase complex. The coding region runs from base 364 to 1674 and encodes 436 amino acids. Gene Ontology annotation, molecular function: protein binding. NCBI's taxonomy places the organism in Eukaryota, Metazoa, Chordata, Actinopteri, Cyprinodontiformes, Poeciliidae. Gene Ontology annotation, biological process: SCF-dependent proteasomal ubiquitin-dependent protein catabolic process.